GACUGUUUUGUAUACUCCAGUGGAGUCUGUGUACACGUCGUUAUCAUAUGUCACUUAGGAUAGUAAACAUUCCAUUGAAAUUAACGCUGCAUUUCCUAUUAUUCACUUGCAGACAGAAGAAGAAGUGACAAUGUUCCAUCGUACCACACGUGAAGUUAUGAGUCAUAGUUCGUUCGUUUAGCAAGUUCGACGUUAUAUACUGAUGUUGUGCUAAAGCUAUUCGCCAGUUGCUAAUGUGAAGUCGUGGAUACAAUAAAAAGAUUAUAGUAAAGAGAACGUGUAAAAGAUUCAUCACGGACAUAGUAUUAACUUAGAUAUAUAUAUGUACAUAUACAUGUGUGUGGACCUGUAAUAUGAUACAUUUUUACUACAUUAGUAAUUUGUCAUAAUAAGACAAGAUUUCUGUAAAGAAAAAUUACAGAUGAUACAGAGAUUAAUUUAAUCAACAAUAUAUUUAUUGCAAGGAAUGCAUUAUAAUAGAGAGUUUAAUAUAUGAUAUUGUAUUUAUAACAAUUCCUAAAAGAAAAGGACAUAGUAUUUUAUUUAAUUUCAUUCAAAGUAUUAUUGAAAAACUAAAAAUAUUUCCUAUAUCAUUUGAAAUGAUAUAGACACAAAUUAAUACAGUGAUUUAUAAACACAAUAAUCAAACUGAGAAAGUACAAAAGAAUUUGUAAUGCUAGUUAACAUAGUACAUUUUUAAAAAGUUGAUAUUUAUUGAGAGCGAAAGAAAAAUAUUCUGUGGUAAAUAUGAGUGGAACGUUAAGAGACCAACCAUGGGGUCUUCAAGUAUUAGAAUCCAUAGUUUGGAAAUGUUGCCCUCAUCGCAGGGUCAAUCGAAUGGCAUGGCAUCAAGGUGGCAUUUUAGCCUUGACGUAUUUGGCAUAUACUUGCUAUCACAUGACACGAAAGCCUAUAUCUGUGGUAAAAAAUGUAUUGAGUCUUAAUUGUAGCAGCUUGUCACCACCUCCAAACUUUUUAAUCAAUAGUACCAAUAGAGAUACGUGGUGUGAUUGGGCUCCAUUUGAUACCAUAGAUGCUCCAGCAUUACUUGGAAUGUUGGAUUCCGCAUUUCUGUUCGCGUAUGCAGCAGCCAUGUUCCUCAGUGGUUUUAUAGCAGAGAGAGUUAAUCUACGUUAUUUUCUUACAUUUGGUAUGCUUGCAUCAGGUAUAUCAAGUUAUCUUUUUGGUAUUGCUAGACCAUAUAAUAUUCAUAGCUUAUGGUACUUUAUUCUAAUCCAGGCAAUCGCUGGUGUCUGCCAGACAUCGGGUUGGCCAGGUGUAGUUGCAGUUGUUGGAAAUUGGUUUGGAAAAGGAAAACGAGGAUUAAUUUUUGGAAUAUGGAACUCCCAUACAUCGUUAGGAAAUAUUUUGGGUACUUUAAUAGCUGCUGAAUUUGUGGAAUCUGAUUGGGGCUUAAGUUUCAUGAUACCUGGAAUGACAAUGGGCUUAGCAGGAUUCGUAAUAUUUCUAUUUCUUGUACCCCAUCCUAUAGACAUAGGAUGUAUUCCGCCCGUUCCUCAUGGAUAUAGAAAAUUUGAAGAUAUCCAUAGUUCAGACGAGAAUAGCGGUGUAGAGGAUUCUAGGAAUUGUAAUAGCAAUGUUGAAGAUCGUCUCAUCUAUCGCUGUGCCUACCGCGAACAGAUUGGUGUUAAUGAUUUGGAAAGUGCAAGAUCCGAAACUAGCCCAAUAUUACCAAGGCACAGACGCACGCAAGACCAUCACAAAGCAGACGCAAUUGGAUUUAUAGGAGCUCUUACUAUUCCUGGAGUCAUAGAGUAUUCUCUUUCCUUAUUUUUUGCAAAACUUGUAAGCUACACAUUCAUGUACUGGUUACCAUUGUAUAUUGCAGCAUCAACUACUUAUGGUGCAACAUUAAGUGCGGAUAUCUCAGUUUUAUUUGAUAUUGGAGGUAUUGCGGGUGCAAUAGCAGCUGGUAUUUUAUCUGAUUACAGUGGCAUGAGUGCUGUAAUAUGUGCAGCUAUGCUUGCACUUGCAGUUCCUGUAUUAUUUAUCUAUGACUACAUUGGAAGCUCUGGUUUGGGGAUCAACGUAGCAUUGCUAUUAAUAGCUGGAAUGCUAGUCAAUGGACCUUAUGCUUUGAUUACAACUGCCGUAUCAGCUGAACUAGGAAUUCAUCCUAGCCUUGGAGAAAAUUCUAAAGCUGUAGCUACAGUUACUGCCAUCAUCGAUGGAACAGGUAGUAUCGGUGCUGCAGUUGGCCCACUAUUAGCAGGAUUACUGUCACGCUGGAGUGAUUGGCACAAUGUAUUUUAUAUGCUCAUGUCUGCAGAUAUUCUGUCAUUAUUGGUUUUAUCGCGAUUGGUUUACAAAGAUCUACAAAUAUAUUUCUACAGAAGAGCUGUUUAAUUUCAUUUUAUGUCGAAGAAAGAAUAAGAUGAAUACAUAAAUAUUUUAAUCUGCAUUUGAAAUUUUAGUUUUUUUUACAAAUAUUAUAAAAUGCAUAAAUCAUUGCAUUUUAUAUAUUUAAAGCUUAUGUGUUAAAAAUAUUUUACUUGAAUACAUUAAAAUAAAUGCUAUAUUUUAUA
Molecule: messenger RNA, 2546 nt
Organism: Megalopta genalis
Lineage: Eukaryota; Metazoa; Arthropoda; Insecta; Hymenoptera; Halictidae
Gene: MFS16
Product: major facilitator superfamily transporter 16
Biological process (GO): transmembrane transport
Cellular component (GO): membrane
Molecular function (GO): transmembrane transporter activity
Source: RefSeq, a predicted model, not a curated record